Messenger RNA from Malania oleifera, 531 nucleotides. RefSeq lists its product as uncharacterized. The record is from RefSeq and is a predicted model, not a curated record. The coding region runs from base 68 to 421 and encodes 117 amino acids. Gene Ontology annotation, molecular function: phenylpyruvate tautomerase activity. Lineage: Eukaryota; Viridiplantae; Streptophyta; Magnoliopsida; Santalales; Ximeniaceae. The transcript has 2 exons.
CCUCAUCUGCCCAAGACCCAUUUCUCACUUUCAGACGCGAGAGAGAGAGAGAGAGAGAGAGAGAGAGAUGCCUUGCCUUGACAUUUCAACCAACGUGAGCCUGGAGGAUGGAGUCAGCACAGAGUCCCUCUUCUCCGAAUUAACAAAAGUUGUCUCUGCCAUCGUCGGAAAACCUCCCGCUUAUGUGAUGGUGCUUCUAAAGGGAUCGGUGGCCAUAAGAUUUGGGGGAAACAAAGAGCCUGCUGCGUUUGCUGAGAUAGUAUCAAUGGGGGGUAUCAACUCAGAAGUGAAGAGAAAGCUAAUUGCUGCAAUUGGCACAAUCCUAGAGAGCAAGUUGUCUAUCCCUCCCUCGCGGUUUGUCCUCAAAGUCCACGACACAACGGCAGGAAAAAGCAAGAACAAUAUUAACUCAAAACUGUGAUAUAUAUGAUCAUGUGUGCAGUAGCUUGGAUAUUGGCUUUAAACUUCCGAAUUAAAUAAUUUGUAUUACUAAAAGCUUUUUCUACAAAGUUGAAUUUUGAUAAUGGUUUG